Messenger RNA from Theobroma umbraticum, 1132 nucleotides. Lineage: Eukaryota; Viridiplantae; Streptophyta; Magnoliopsida; Malvales; Malvaceae. The record is from RefSeq and is a predicted model, not a curated record.
GCAGAAAUGAAUGAUCUCUUUUCUAGUUCAUUCAAAAAAUACUCGGACCUCAAGCAACAAGCCUACUCGGACAACUUGGAGGCUGCUGGUGAGGCUUGGAAAGAGACUGUGAACCUUGACAAGUUCUUUGAAGAUGUAGACAAUGUCAAGGAUGAUAUGGGAGUGGUUAAGCAGCUCUACAAGAGGUUGCAAGAAUCAAAUGAAGAGACCAAAACUGCUCAGAAUGCUAAAGCCAUGAAAGAUCUUCGAGCUCAAAUGGACUCUGAUGUUGAGCAGGUCUUGAAACGGGUCAAAGUCAUUAAAGGGAAACUUGAAGCACUUGAAAGAUCAAAUGCCGCUCAUCAGAAACUUCCAGGGUGCGGUCCAGGAUCAUCUGCUUAUCGAACCAGGACAUCUGUAGUUAGUGGCUUAGGCAAUACACUAAAAGAUAUGAUGGAUGAUUUUCAGGGGUUGAGAGCAAAAAUGACAGCAGAAUAUAAAGAAACAGUUGAGAGAAGAUAUUUUACGGUAACAGGACAGAAAGCAGAUGAAGAAAUGAUCGAAAACCUGAUAGCAAGCGGGCAAAGUGAAACGUUCUUUCAAUAUCAAGGCCGAGGACAGAUUCUGGAUACAAUUUCAGAGAUACAAGAGAGGCACGACGCCAUUAAGGAAAUUGAAAAGAACUUGGUUGAGCUUCACCAACUGUUUCUGGACAUGGCUGUCCUGGUGGAGGCACAAGGGCUGCAACUGAAUGACAUCGAGAGCCAUGUGGCUCAUGCCAGUUCCUUUGUUGUGCGAGGGACUGAGCAGCUUGAGGUAGCUAAGGAAUAUCAGAAAAGUUCAAGGAAAUGGGGCUGCGUUGCUAUUGUUCUUGGCGUCUUUCUCGUUGUUAUUAUCUUAUUUCCAGUUCUAUCAUCAACCAUAAUUAAGAACACAUAGAGUUACGAAAUGCUUGUCCCGAAUUGGAUUCAGUCUUCCUUGAAGAAGCGCAAUGCAGGAGCCCACUUUUCCAAUUAUUUGGCUGCAGUUGUUUUAUGAGCAGUUUCUUUCCUUGAUUUUCUUCUUUAACAUCCAGUGUUUUUCAAGUCAUUUUAUUGCCAUGGGUGAAAAUAUAUUCUGCAUAGCUUCAUAACAUGGACACAGACAGAAUUAA